AUGGCGGACACCUCUGCUGCGUGGCCUCAGGCUGACCAGGCUCUCUCCCAAGAGAUCCUUGACCUUGUCCAGCAGGCUACUCACUACCGUCAAUUGAAGAAGGGUGCCAACGAGGCGACCAAGACUCUGAACCGCGGUAUCUCCGAGGUCAUCGUCCUUGCUGCCGAUACCAGCCCUCUGGCCAUCCUUCUCCACCUGCCCCUUCUUUGCGAAGACAAGAACGUUCCCUACGUCUACGUUCCCUCCAAGAUGGCUCUCGGCCGCGCCUGCGGUGUCGCUCGCGCCGUCAUCGCCUGCUCUAUCACCACCAACGAGGCCUCUGACCUCAUGGGCCAGAUCCGCACCCUCAAGGACAAGGUCGAGAGGCUUCAGAUCUAA
Messenger RNA from Boeremia exigua, 378 nucleotides. RefSeq names its product putative snRNP and snoRNP protein. Gene Ontology annotation, cellular component: nucleolus; precatalytic spliceosome; U4/U6 x U5 tri-snRNP complex. The transcript is spliced from 3 exons. The record is from RefSeq and is a predicted model, not a curated record. Lineage: Eukaryota; Fungi; Ascomycota; Dothideomycetes; Pleosporales; Didymellaceae. Gene Ontology annotation, biological process: ribosome biogenesis; maturation of SSU-rRNA; mRNA splicing, via spliceosome. Gene Ontology annotation, molecular function: RNA binding. Bases 1 to 378 code for a protein of 125 amino acids.